GGUACAUUUCAAGUGUACAGAGGGUGGAGAUGGGAGACAGCAGGGUCCCUACAACAGGCAUUAAUCCGGUCGCCUGCUGGUCCUUCCUCCUUUUCUACGUCCCUGAGCGAGGCCGGCGUCAAGAUGAAUGACACAGUAACAGUCAGGACCCGUAAGUUCAUGACGAACCGGUUGCUUCAGAGGAAGCAAAUGGUUGUCGAUGUCCUGCAUCCCGGGAAGGCCACAGUCCCCAAGACUGAAAUCAGGGAGAAACUUGCCAAGAUGUACAAGACCACACCUGAUGUUGUGUUCGUAUUUGGAUUCAGGACUCAGUUCGGUGGCGGCAAGACAACCGGCUUUGCCAUGGUGUACGACUCCCUAGACUACGCCAAGAAGAAUGAGCCCAAACACAGACUAGCCAGACAUGGUCUCUAUGAGAAAAAGAAGACCUCCAGGAAACAGCGCAAGGAACGCAAGAACAGAAUGAAGAAAGUACGAGGCAUCAAGAAGGCCAGUGUGGGUGCUGCUGGCAAAAAGAAGAAAUGAAGUGUCAGUGUGCAGUGAGCCCGGACAGUCAGGGAGGGUCUCCGUGCUCAAGAUGUGCUUGUACAUUGUCAUCAAAUAAACUUCGGAAAAAAAACUCAA
Molecule: messenger RNA, 624 nt
Organism: Perca fluviatilis (European perch)
Lineage: Eukaryota; Metazoa; Chordata; Actinopteri; Perciformes; Percidae
Gene: rps24
Product: ribosomal protein S24
Exons: 8
Coding region: 124-525 (133 amino acids)
Biological process (GO): translation
Cellular component (GO): ribosome
Molecular function (GO): structural constituent of ribosome
Source: RefSeq, a predicted model, not a curated record